AACUAUCACUUUUUACGAUGCUAAGGUGCUCCUAGCAUCCAAUUAUUAUUUCAUUUAGUUAUAUGAUGUAUUGGUGUUUGCUUCGCGUUUAUUUGUUCGGUUAUCGAUAGCUCUGCAAUUAGCUUCGCUCGGAGGUAUAUGAAUAAUCGAAUAGAUGCAAAUCAUCUCAAGUAUAUAAUAGGGGACGAUUAUUAAUUUACUCCAAUUUGAGUGGAAGAUCUGUGAAUGCCUGGAAUAAGGAGAUCUACAGGUUUGGAUAUAGCAGUGAGCCUGAAGACGUACUAACUAGUAGACUUGGUUUAACACUGCACGUUGAGCAAGAUGAGAUGGAAGAAAGUUGACGCUCGCCAGAACUUGCCAUGUCCCACAGUUUUGUGAUUGACAUAUCUUACUUUGUUUUCAUUUGUUUCUCUUUUUUCAAAUUAACUCAAUGAUGAUUCCUUCAGGACUCCCUUCAAGCAACCCUCUAUGCAGGGCUGCAGUAUUGUUAAGACUCCACUUGUGACCAUAGGCUACGAUAGUAGCUAUGAUAUAUUUCUGCUCUCUUGUCAGGCACGAGCAAUUUUCAAUGGCCUUUCCCCGGCCUCAUUGAAAGUAAGCGACAGCCAUAGAUCACCUUUGAAACAGGAAAAUCUCCCAACCAAGGAUGCUAGGGUAGACUGGGUAGUCAAGAGGAAGAAGGCUGGGCUGAGGAAAGCUAGAAAGCACCCGCAGUACUCAAAAUGUUGAAUUUAGAAUAUACACACAGCAGAUGCCAUAUAUCUGAAGUUUGUGAUUUUAUUGAACUACAAGCAAUGUCAUUCUCUAACGUAUUGGCUUUGGUUUCUCAGGAUUUCGACAUGAAAUCGUCCCCGCACUAUGGGAUAGUUAAAUGAUCAUAUGCAGACAGAAGCUCUAGAUUUUGGUGUUCAGCGAGUGUCUUCUUUGUAACAACUUGUACAAAUUCUUGUUUAGGCUGGCAUUUUCUUCUCAAAAUCUCAUGAAUAUCAUGGAAAUGAAAAUUUUCAAGAUACUAGGAUACAAUUCAUUUUUUUCUUCUUUGUACUUUGAUAUUUUUUUAUUUAUGUAUCUGCUGUUGUAUGAACUGGAAGCCAUUCAAGUUAAAUGUUGAUUAGGCAAUUGGCAUCUUCCUACAGUCUACUUCGUCUCACUGAAGGUUUAUGCUACAAAGUCGUAGAUUUUUAUGUAAUUGCAAAUAGUAAAUUUAGUUUCUGAUAGUAAGUGCAUUAAAGGGUGGAUCAAUCGCACAAGGUGUAAACUAAUCAGAUUGGAUUUUCUUUUUAGGAUUAAAAGCAAUUUUCGUCUUGUAAAUUUUGCAUUUCAGCGUUUUAGUCCUUUAUCUUUCUAGGGUAUCAAAUAGGUUAUUUAACUUUUUUAUUUAUUUGCGAUUUUGAUCAUUCAGUCGUCGAAGUUUGCAAAUAUUGCCGGAAAAAAAGCAUGUGCUAAAAAAAUGCAACAAAAAUUAUGUUCACCUCUUUCCUCUUUAUUCACUGAUAGUAAGUCUAAGCGUAAUGAGGUGGUUUGCUUCACUUCCCGUGAUCAACUGAGCUUCCCAUAUGUUCUCUACAGACUCAAAGGGUUGAUGUGCAUCAAUAUGUUUCCCGUUCCGCGUUAGAAAGGAUCUUGUUAAAGCAUUGGUCACAUUCAAAAGGCAAAGCCUUUUUUGGCCUUCUGACAGGACUAUUCAGCAGCCUCAAGCUUUCAUUUGUCUUCCUGGAUGAGGUGCUGGAUAAACAGCAAGCUUAAGCUCAUGAUUGAUUUACCGGACUGGACUUAUUUGGCAAAUUUAGCCAUCACCACGGAGAAGAAUGACUUCAGCGGAUUAGGUGAAGAGCUUAAAGGUGGAUUAGGUUGCCAGAACUUCCAACAUUAACAAACACACUCGAGACAGACUUUAUUAAAGGGACCGUUCAAAGAUCACAGUCCAAUCCAAUGUAUCAUAACCUCUGAAACUACCCCUUGAAAUAAUGUUGUGCAGGAUCAUAUAUUGCACUGCAGUUCUUUUAGCCACAGCUUCAGUUAUACUUCUGGCCUUGUUCUCACCACUACCCCACAGAAAAGCCCACAAAACUCCCCAGCUAGCCUUAUCCUUCUACAUUCAACAACCUCAAGUUGGCGGCUCCAGCAUGCACCCAGCUCCUCCUAAACCCGGGGCCUGGAUCUUCCACCGAAUGCUGACCGAGGGGCCGGAGAACACGUCCCGGGUGGUCGGAAAGGCGCAGGGUUUCAUAAUCCCGGUUGAAAGCUUUGCUUAUUCGGCCUUCAAUAUCAUUUACCUUACAUUUCAUACUCAUCAGUAUUCAGGCAGUAUUAGCAUCGAGGCAAAGAAUUUUGGGCACAAGGAAACAGAAGAACUGGCUGUAGUGGGUGGGACAGGGUCAUUUUCUUUUGCUCGUGGCCUUGCUGUUUUUGCAGAGACAAAUAGACAAACACCUAAUCUGGAUGCAACUUAUCUUAUAAAGUUGCACCUGAAGUUCCCUAAUAGAUCCCAAACAAUACCAGGAUGAGGUGAAAUAUUAGUUAAUUUGGCUGAGUUCUUUCUUGAUAGUUUUUUGAGAUCAAAUUUUCUUGAUCUUCUUUUAUUGCGUGUAAUAUUGUCGGUGGAGAUCAACCACAGGACUUGUAAUUUAUAAACCUUAAAAUAACAA
This is a messenger RNA of Sesamum indicum (sesame), 2648 nucleotides long. RefSeq names its product Disease resistance-responsive (dirigent-like protein) family protein. Lineage: Eukaryota; Viridiplantae; Streptophyta; Magnoliopsida; Lamiales; Pedaliaceae. The record is from RefSeq and is a predicted model, not a curated record.